Messenger RNA from Ceutorhynchus assimilis (cabbage seed weevil), 1374 nucleotides. NCBI's taxonomy places the organism in Eukaryota, Metazoa, Arthropoda, Insecta, Coleoptera, Curculionidae. The record is from the annotation of a GenBank genome assembly.
AUGAAAACUCUCCUGAAAAUCAAUAUACUAAUAAUAUCCAUAUCGUUAUUCAAUCCUCAUCUUGCCUUCGACUAUUGCGAAUUAUGCAAACAAGGAACUCAUACCAUUUGCCGAUAUAAAGAAGGGCCGUCGGAAAAUUGCAUGGAAUACAAAAAACCAGAGGUAACGUCCAAAGUGAAAAAGUAUAUUGUAGAUAUCCAUAACGAUAUCAGAAACCACGUAGCUUCGGGACAAGAGACUAGAGGUACUUUGGGACGGCAACCAACAGCCUCAAACAUGAACAUUCUUCAGUGGGACGAUGAAUUAGCUGAGAUAGCACAAAGAUGGGCAGAUCAGUGCCUAGGGUUGGAUGAUGAAUUGCAACAUGAUGAAUGUAGAAAAACAAACCGUUUUGAUGUUGGUCAAAAUGUUUUAACAGCUCUUACUCCAACACUAGAAGUUCCCGAAAUCUCCAUUCUCAUUUUAAAUUGGUACAAACAGGUUGAAAAUAUCUUACCAUCUGAUUUAGAGACAUUUUCUGUGAUAAAAAGAGGACAAUACAUUAUUGGACAAUACACUCAAUUGAUUUGGGCCGAAACUAAGUUUCUUGGAUGCGGCAUAGCGACAUUUCGGAACAAAAAUAUUAGCAAUUCCAAAGCAAGAUACCUUCACCGAUUAGUAUGCGAUUACGGACCUAGAGGAAAUGUGAUUGGCAGUUCGGUUUAUAGCAAAGGUGCUCCAUGCACGAAAUGCCCUUCUGCCAAAUGUGAUUCAGUUAAAACCAGUUUAUGCAGAGCAAUAGAAGACUCAUAUAAACAAAAUAAGUCUUCGACAAAGGUUAAUCCAUCUUUUGAUCUAGAAGUUCCAAUUUCGUUAUUCAAUACUCUCAGUCUCGGAUUUAUAUUGCAAAAUAAUUUAUCUGAAGUAAUUAAUAAUGUUGUGGAGAAAGUAGAUAUUCAUUAUGAUCCUAAUAACCAAAAUAAUAAUUUUAUCACUAAUAAUAAUGCUGAUUUGAAAGAAAUUUUAGGCCUAUUAACAAAAAUCAUGUUACAACUGAAUUUAAGCAAACCUUUGGAUUUUUCAAGUGAACUAAAAACAUCAAAUAUUUUGUAUAGUAAUAAGCAAAUUUUCAGACUGGACUCUGGAGAAAUUAUCGUAGAUGAUUGUAGAAAUCACAUAAAUCAGUGUCAAUAUUAUGAAGAUGAUAAUGGUGCCAUUCAAACGGUUCUAAAAGAAAAUAUUUUAUUGCCGAAUAACAUAAUGUACAAACGAAUUGAUGGAAUAUGGUUUCAUGGAAGAUGCAGGUGCAACUACGUUUUCAGGUCAAAUGGAGUUUUUGUAAAUUGCAUAAAAAAAUUAUUAAUUUUAGUGACAUGUUUAAAUUUACUUAUAUAA